AUGGACCUUAGUCAGGCUGUUGAGUGGAGCCGUGAGGAGAAUGUGGAGUUGUGUCAUGCCAUUUUACUUAGCAGAGUGCCAUGGGAGGCCACUGAUGUGGUUAGCCGUGUGCUCAGCACAGUCAAGGUUCUGAGUAGGACCCGGAUACGAGGUCGCCGUGGCGACAAGACUGGUAGGCACCUGUACAUUUUAGUCGAGACUUCUGCUGAGUUGGAUCAGAGCUCUGUCCCUCCUGAAGUGGGAAUUGUAGGUGAGGCAGGUCCAUGGGCUGUUCAUGUAAUGAGUAGUUUGCUGCCUGCUAGUCCUGUUCUUGAAAGUGAUGGAUUUGAAGCCAAGCUAUUGUCAUUAUUACAGCAUGAAGGCAAGUCUAUGGGUGAUGUGAAGGCUGUUUUGGGCAUGCAGCCUCCUAAAUCUGAUGUCAGCAUGGAUCUUGUGAAUGCCAUAGGCCAGCUCGUUGAUCGCUGUAACCAGGCAUCUGUUGAUGUGCCUGGCUAUAGAAAACUGAGGCUGUUCUCUGGUUUAUGGCCCGUUCCCCCAGGCGAGGAAGAAUAUGAGGCCUGGAUGGAGCAGGCUACUCAGAUGAUUACUGAGUGGCAGUGCAGUGAUGCUGCUAAGCGACAGCGCAUUGUUGAGAGUUUGCGCGGGCCUGCUGCGGAUAUAGUAAGGUUCUUGAAAGUCAGUAGCCCAUCUGCUACUCCUACUGAUUACUUAACCGCUCUUGACACUACGUAUGGAUCGACUGAGAGUGGGGCAGACCUUAUGGCAUCAUUUCGCCAUACUUUUCAAGAAGAUGGUGAGAAACUUUCUGCUUUCUUGUAUCGCUUGGACAAGCUUCUCCACUGUGCUCUUUUGAGAGGAGGGAUUGAAGCUGCAGGCCUGAAUCGUGCACGUCUGGAGCAGUUGUUCAAGGGUGCUCUCACCACUGACAUUGUGGCUUUGUGUGUGUGA
Molecule: messenger RNA, 948 nt
Organism: Neoarius graeffei (lesser salmon catfish)
Lineage: Eukaryota; Metazoa; Chordata; Actinopteri; Siluriformes; Ariidae
Product: paraneoplastic antigen Ma1 homolog
Exons: 1
Coding region: 1-948 (315 amino acids)
Source: RefSeq, a predicted model, not a curated record